AUGGCUACAUGCGAAGCAAGCAAAUCUGGUGGAGUCCAGUUCCUCUUUGAUUUGAGGAUCGUGUUAUUGGGAAACAGAGCAGCAGGGAAAACCUCUUUGGCAAACCUAAUAACAGGUCAUGCGGAGCCUCAUCUGAGAAGAACUGCUCAGUGUGUGAAGAUGCAUGGAGAUUUUGCCGGAAGGCAGGUCACUGUAGUUGAUACGCCAGGCUGGUGGAAGAACUACUUGGUAAAAGAAACCCCUGAGUUUCAAAAACAAGAGAUUGUGCUAAGCAUGGCUCAUUGUCCUCCUGGGCCCCAUGCGAUUCUCCUAGUUAUUCGCGUUGAUGCUUUAUUCAAAGAAAAGCACAGGAGGUCAGCGCAGGAACACCUGGAGCUUCUGAGCGAGAGAGUCUGGAGUCGGGCUAUGGUUGUGUUCACUUAUAGAGACCAGAUACAAGAACAAACUCUAGCGAAAGGCAUUGGAAGUGAAGCGGAAUCGCUUCUGCUUUGGCUGGUGGAGAAAUGCGGACAUAGAUAUCAUGUUAUCAAUACUGAGAGAUCCACUGGUACGCAACUUACUAGGCUAUUAGAGAAAAUAGAUGCCAUGGUCAUGGGAAAUGUCGGCUGUCAUUUUAAGAUGGACAGUAAGUGGUUGCACAAAUUGAAGGGAAUAAUAUCGAAGAGAAACUUGAGAGCAAACCAGAGGGGCAAGAUGGUACAGGAUCAAUGGGAGUCUCUGCUUGUACGACAAGGUACUGUAAGAACCUGA
Messenger RNA from Danio rerio (zebrafish), 750 nucleotides. NCBI's taxonomy places the organism in Eukaryota, Metazoa, Chordata, Actinopteri, Cypriniformes, Danionidae. The record is from RefSeq and is a predicted model, not a curated record.